This is a messenger RNA of Ctenocephalides felis (cat flea), 846 nucleotides long. RefSeq names its product zinc finger protein 732-like. Lineage: Eukaryota; Metazoa; Arthropoda; Insecta; Siphonaptera; Pulicidae. Bases 1 to 846 code for a protein of 281 amino acids. Gene Ontology annotation, biological process: regulation of transcription by RNA polymerase II. Gene Ontology annotation, cellular component: PcG protein complex; transcription regulator complex. The transcript has a single exon. The record is from RefSeq and is a predicted model, not a curated record. Gene Ontology annotation, molecular function: DNA-binding transcription factor activity, RNA polymerase II-specific; RNA polymerase II cis-regulatory region sequence-specific DNA binding.
AUGUCAGAAGCUACUAAUAAUCAGAUAAUUAAAAUUGAACCACAAGAAUAUCCAAUCGAAGACAUUAAACAGGAAAUUGAAGAAGAGUAUGAAUCGUGUUCAGAGGAUGACAAAACAUGUCUAAACAGAUUUAUGAACUUCAUAGUGAAAAUAGAAGAAGUUGAACAAGAAUUGAACUUGAAUAAACUUGAAUACUCAGUGCACAAUUAUCUCAAAAUGUCAGAAGCUGCUGAUGAUUCGAUAAUUAAAAUUGAACCAAAAGAAUAUCCAAUCGAAGAAAUUAAACAGGAAAUUGAGGAAGAGUAUGAAUCGUGUUCAGAUGACAAAACAUGUCUAAACAGAUUUAUGAACUCCAUAGUGAAAAUAGAAGAAGAAGUUGAACAGGAAUUGAACUUGAAUAAACAUAUACUAACUCACACAUGGCGACGUCAUACAUGUAAAAUAUGUGGUAAGACAUUUACAGAUUCAAGUAACAUGUAUAAACAUAUGCUCAUUCACACUGGUGAACGUCUACAUAUUUGCCAAAUAUGUGAUAAGACAUUCACGCAAUCAAGUAACUUGAAUCAACAUAUGCUAAUUCACACUGGGGUACGUCCACAUAUUUGCAAAAUAUGUGAUAAGGCAUUCACACAAUUGUUUGCCUUGAAUCAACAUAUGCUCAUUCACACUGGUGAACGUCCCCAUAUUUGCCAAAUUUGUGAUAAGACAUUCAUACAAUUGCCUCACUUGAAUAGACAUAUGCUCAUUCACACUGGAGAAUGCCCCUACAAAUGCAAAAUCUGUGAUAAGGUAUUCAAACGUCCAUAUGUCCUGAAAAGGCACAUGGUUGCUCAUACCAAUGACUAA